AUGGCCCUCUCGACCCCGGAACUACUCGAUACCCGCCGCCAACAUAGGGAUAAUACCCCAAAGGCUUUGGCAACACAGAAGGGCGGUAUUGUGACGGACCGAACAAAUUUCUACAACAGCCGGCAGUAUGUGCAGCGAGCGAGUGGCAGCGGCAUGAUGCCCAAUUCGACACCUUCUACCAACAUGUACCGUCCCACAAGGCCACCAAGUCUGGAUGUCCAACUUUCACGCCAACAAAAGAGGUUAUCGCUGCUGGGAAGGCCAUCGCCUGCGUAUAGUGAGGCAACCAGUGCCAGAAGCAGUCUGGUGAGCCCAACUCAGCGAAAUCCUCCGGCGCGGAACUCAUCGUCCAAUCGACUCCUUCCCGGACUCGGUCUCCCGGACCAUCCCCGGCAACGGUUUACUUACCACCCCUCCGGCGGCCUACGGACUUCGACCAUAUCCGAGGACGCUCCCAGCGAGGGAGAACUGGCCUCUGAAAUCUCCGCCGCCAUACUGAAGGAAACUGAGGAGAACGCCGCGGCGGAACAACCAUCCACAACGCUCAAGAUCUGGGGCGCGGUGGCCAGAUGUCUGGAGGAAAUCACCGUCUCACUUGGACCGCCAAAUCCAAGUGCGCAGGCGGUAUCUGCACCACCAAGCAUAGCAUGCGCUCCACAACUAAGAGCCACACCAUCCAUAAGGAGAAUGUCGAACUCGGUACAAUCGGUGGGACCGCGAAGGACGUCUUACGAUGUUGGAGCCAGGAACGAUCUUCCGUCCCGGCAUCGGAGGGUGAUGAGUAGCAGUUCCAUCCGAAGCGGCCGACAGGAUCGCGAUCUGGAAGCGACAUAUGCGAUGGGUGAGCAGGGGGUGGAGGAAUACUCCUGCCCAUUCCGGGUGCGCAACCCGGUUCGCUUCAACAUCCGCGACCACGAAGUUUGCGCCAUGACUUCUUUCGAAUCUCUGGCCGACUUACGACACCAUGUGAUGUCUUAUCAUCGAAGGCGCGCAAUGCCUCAUCAGUGCCAGCGAUGUAAGGUCGGUUUCCCCACACAAAGAUUCUUGGACGACCAUUUGAUGCUCCCCAAGGAUGAAAUGUGCGACACAGUGCCGGCGGGGACACCCCGCAAUCCCGAGGAUGGGAUAUCUGAGGAUGUGGAUAAGACUUUGGCCUCUGGCAAUGGCAUCCGAACCUGGGAUGACUUAUGGCGUCUGAUCUUUCCCAUGGAUGAUCAGAUCCCUAGUUCCGACUUCCAUCCCGUAAUCGAACUAGCCGAAGUCGAGCAGCAAUUCGACGAGGGCCAAGAAGCGCUGAAAACGCACUUGCAAGAGACACUUCGACUCUUAAUUCCGGAGGCCAUGGACGACGCCUACCGUAACUUCUUGACCGGCCAACUGGAACUGGUCUUUGAGGCGCACAAAGCCAAUACCAUUAGGAAAUGUCUCCACCGCAUUCACGGCAGCACCAACAACGACACCACCGGUGGAGAAAACACCUCGCCAGAGGACAAGAGGCGUCGGUCCUCAAGCGGCGCCGGUAACGUAAACCUAGCGCGCCGCUCAACGCGCAGAAACCGGCAAAGCGCCAUCCUUCAGGGUUCUCGCGCCCAAGAAAGGCAUUCAUCAACAUCAGAUGGCCUGUUCUCCCCCUCCUUAAUCCCGCCGUGGCAAUCAAGGCGGGGAAGCAACACGCCCAGUAACAUCAGCAACAACAAUACUAACAAACCGACAUCACGGCGAAUGUCAGACAACACCCGCAGCCGACCAAAUCUUACCGGCAACCCCCCAACCAGCCCCAGACGUCUCUCCCCCCACCCAACACCCACCCUCUCCGUCUCCGCCACCGUAACGACCAACGAGUCUGACGACGGAGCUCUCAAAUCACCCACCACACCCGCUUCCGCUUCCGGUUCAGCGCCUUUCCUCGGUGUCGUGUCCUCGGACAACGGCAUCGAACCCUCAACUAUCACCCACUGCACCUGCGCCUCCUCCUCCACCUGCCGAUGCAACGAACUCCUGGCCUUCGGCAUCCACCAUAACAACCAUUACCACGGGCAUCCUCCCGCCCGCCCCAAAACAGCACCAAUCCCCUACCGGGAGCGUAUGGAAGAACUGUCUGUCCCCAAGCAUCGGUUGCGCCACCAGCCUGCUCUGCAAGUCAGGACGACGGGCAUCGAUCUAAACGGAGGAUUGGAGGGGCGAAGGGCUUGGACGGGUGAUGUCCGGAUGUAUGAGGAUGAUGACAGUGACGAUGAUGAUGAGGAUUUAAACAACGUGUUCUUGAGGCCGAAGACGGGCGGGAGUUUGGAUUCGGCUUUUCGAGGAGCCAUGUCAGCGAGGGAGGUGAGGGAUGUGAGGGAGUCGUACUCGCCGCAGAGCUUUAAGGAGAGGUUGUUGAGUAGGGGGGGUAGUUCUAGGGGGUUGAAGGGGGUGUUGGUGGAAGGUGGUUCGGGGGAGGAGGAGGCUCAGACGCAGGGACUAACUGGGAAUGAUGGAAAUGGGGGGAGUGGUAACGGUUCUGAGGAGACGUCGAGCCAGAGGGGGAGUUGGAUGGGUUGA
Messenger RNA from Neurospora tetraspora, 2541 nucleotides. RefSeq lists its product as uncharacterized. The record is from RefSeq and is a predicted model, not a curated record. The transcript is spliced from 2 exons. Lineage: Eukaryota; Fungi; Ascomycota; Sordariomycetes; Sordariales; Sordariaceae. The coding region runs from base 1 to 2541 and encodes 846 amino acids.